UUUUAAAUACAGAAGCCGCCGCCUGGCUCCAUCACACACAGACACAGUUAACUCACUGUUUUCGCGGAUUCGCUGAGCAACUGAAAGAACACACACACAGUGUAGGCGUGCACUCACCUCGCCGCCGCACUACUGAUUUAUUCGAAAAUUGUAAUGCACUGAAGAAUGGGAAUACCAGCAUUCUAUAGAUGGUUAACGGAGAAGUAUCCGCUUAUAACUGCCGACGUCAUGGAAGAAACGCCGCUUUUAAUCAACGGCGUUUCUGUCCCACUCGACACUUCCUGCCCUAACCCUAACGGUAUCGAGUUCGACAAUCUCUAUCUUGACAUGAAUGGAAUCAUUCACCCUUGUUUCCAUCCCGAAGGACUGCCGCCUCCGACUACAUACGAGGAGGUUUUCGCUGCGGUUUUCAAGUACAUUGAUAGGAUCUUCUCCAUUGUCAGGCCUCGAAAACUCCUUUUCAUGGCUAUUGAUGGUGUUGCUCCACGAGCUAAGAUGAAUCAGCAGCGGUCGAGGCGUUUUAGGGCUGCUAGAGAUGCUGCUGAUCAAGCCUUAUCUAUAGAGACGGAUGGUGGGAUUGUCCCUGAAUCAGAAGAAGGGAACUUGGAGCAGGUGAAGAAACUUGACUCGAAUGUAAUUACACCUGGAACUGAGUUUAUGGAUUUGUUGUCGUCAGCUCUUCAUUAUUACAUACGCUUGAGGAUGAAAGAGGAUUUGGGAUGGCGAGGAAUAAAGGUCAUUCUUUCUGAUGCUAAUGUGGCCGGUGAAGGAGAGCAUAAGAUAAUGUCAUACAUCCGCUUGCAAAGGAAUCUACCGGGUUUUGAUCCAAAUACACGGCAUUGUUUAUAUGGAUUGGAUGCGGAUUUGAUUAUGCUCGCGUUGGCUUCUCAUGAAAUUCAUUUCUCGAUUCUAAGAGAGGAUCUUGGAAAUGCAAGCACAGGCGGUAAAUCUUCGAAAGAAAAACAUAGACUAAUGAAGCGCCGAAAAUUAAAUGGGGAUUCAGAUCAAGUAGGAAAGUUUGCUGAGAAUAUAGAAAACCAUAUUUCGGGGAUGAAGUUUCAGUUUCUCAAUGUUUGGAUCUUGAGGGAGUAUUUAGCAUAUGAUUUGAGAAUACCAGACACAACAUUGAAAGUAGACCUGGAGCGUGUGAUUGAUGAUUUUGUCUUCAUGUGUUUGUUUGUUGGAAAUGAUUUUCUGCCACACAUACCAUCACUGGAGAUAUCCGAGGGGGCUAUCGAUUUGCUCAUGACAGUUUACAAAAAGGAAUUUGCUCAGAUGGGUGGUUACCUAACAAAUUCUUUUGAGAUAAACCUGAUUCGUGUGGAGCACUUUGUACAAGCUCUAGGUUCUCAUGAAAGCGCAAUCUUCAGAAGACGCAACCAGAUGCAAAAAGAGAGAGAGAUACGUUUCCAACGCAUAUCAAAACGUCAGCAAGCAUUUCAUUCAUCAAAAUCAUUGUUUGAUGAUGGUGUAUCUGAAAGUUCCAAAUCUUCUGUGAAGCUGGAAACGGCCCCUCUUGGUCAAAAUCGACAAAAUCCCCGAAGCGUGGCCAUUAAGGAAUCAAAUCACUUCUCCUCCAAUGGCACAAGUGCUGUAGUUGACAAGAUUAAAUUGGGAGAUGAGGGUUGGAAGGAAAGAUACUAUGCAGAAAAGUUUGAGGCAAAGAGUGAAGAUGAGCGUGAUACCAUUAGGAGACAUGCGGUUUUCAAAUAUGUAGAAGGGAUUUGUUGGGUCAUGCGUUACUACUAUGAAGGAGUCUGCUCCUGGCAAUGGUUCUACCCUUAUCAUUAUGCACCAUUUGCCUCGGAUUUCUAUGGCUGUGAUCAGUUAGAAAUUCACUUCACACUUGGGGAACCUUUCAAGCCAUUUGAUCAAUUAAUGGCAGUGUUGCCUGCUGCGAGUGCACAUGCUCUUCCUUUGUUUUACAGGAAAUUGAUGAUAGAUGCAUCAUCACCAAUAUUGGAUUUUUACCCUACUGAUUUUGAGCUUGAUAAUAAUGGGAAACGUUUUUCCUGGCAGGCUAUUUGCAAAUUACCAUUCAUCGAAGAGUCCCGCCUUGUUUCAGAGAUCACAAAAGUGGAGCACACAUUGACAGAUGAGGAGAGACGGAGAAACCGUUUGGGUUAUGAUGUCCUGUGUGUUCAUGUUUCACAUCCUUUGGCAGUUAAGGUAAUUUCUCUGUUCGAGUGCAAAGAUCAGUCAGCUCAGCCAACAGCUAAUGGCAAAUUGAAAAUUGACCCAAAAAUCAGUGGUGGAAUGAAUGGAUACAUUUACAUUUCUGAGAAACCUGAAUGGCCUCUCGGGAUAUUUUCACCAAUUGAUGGCAUGCUGAUGAUAGCGAGUGAACAAGUGAUAUCAGUGUUCUAUGAAUACCCUCCAUUUCAUUCUCAUAUUCCAAGGCUACCAGAAGGAGUUAUCUUGCCUAACAAGUCUGUGACCAAGUGCAAUAUUUUGCAUGCACAUCAUUUAUGGCAUGAGCCAGCUAUUCCUUCUAUAUCUUCUAAAAGACAAAUCCCCAAGUCUAUCUCAGGCCCUCAACUGGCAGAAUUGGCUCAUCGACUUGUGUCAGAAUAUAGUUCUUCAAAGCACCUGGACUUCAACAGAUGUGCUGAACGUGGGUUACCUCUGGAUGCUGCUAGAAUGGGAGAAAUGAGAACACAAGUCCAGCCCAAGAAAAGGAAACGAGGUAAACGCAAUAAAAACUGCCUUGAUGGAAGAUCUAAAGAAAGUCAAGUGGGUAAAGGUGAUUUUGUCCCUAUCAACAAUGUCAAGAAUAUGGAGAGUUCUACUCCCAGGCAACAGGGGGAAAGCUGUGGUGGUUAUGGCAGUGCUGGAGUGGAUGAAAUUAAAAUAGAAAAAUCUAAAAAGAGGAAAAGGAGUUCUAAGAACAGAAAACGUAAGGAAGGUGCGGAAGGUGCUGGUAUACCCGAUGGUGUUCAGAAGCUGGAAAUAAGCAUUCAAGAGCAGAGAAACAGUGAUCAUACUUCUGGAGGUGCAGAUGGAGAAAAUGAUUACAAAGAAGAAAAAUCUAGGAAAAGAAAAUCCAGAAAAAGAAAUAAGAAAGGGAAUCAGAAUGAUGGUGAUGCUGUCCAAAACAAAAAUGCUGAGAAAUUGGGUUGCUGUAACCACCACAUCAGCGAACUACAAAGUUGCAUUCUUCAGGAGCAGAGCGGAGGGGAUGUUCAUGCAGGUGGAGAUGUGGCAUUGGAGUUGAAAACAGAGGUGGAAUCCAAGAAAAGGAGAAAGAUCGAAGCUGAUGGCUUCCUAAUUAACAAUGUUGAAAAAUUGGAGAGUUGUUUUCUCAUGGGACAAAGAGGACGUGACAGUAACCACACAAAUGCUGAUGGAUUGGACGCAACCAGUAACCCUGUCCCAAAUAACAAUCAUCAGGAAUUGGAGGAUGGGGCAUUGGAAUUGAAAAAGGAGUUGAAAUCCAAGAAAAAGAAACGAAGAUCUAAGAAAAGGAGAAAGAUUGAAGCUGAUGGCGUCUUAAUUAACAAUGUUGAAAAAUUGGGGAGUUCUCCCAUGGAACAAAGAGGAGGUGACAGUAAACUCACAAAUGCUGAUGGAUUGGACCCAACCAGAUGCCCUGUCUCUAAUAAAAUCAAUCAGGAAUUGGAGGGUUCUGGUCUUCAGGAACAGAUAGAACAAUUUGACCAUUCAGGUGCAAAUGAGGUGGACAUAAAACCAGAAGUCAAAUCCAAAAGGAAGAAACGGAGGUCUAAGAAAAAGCGGCAGAUAGAGCUUAUUGUCCCACCUAAUGAUCCUCCAGACUCGCAGUCUGGUCUUCCUGGAAAACAGGGAACUUUUGACAGCAACCAUAUAGGUGUGGGUGGGUUGGAAAUGAAAACAGAAGUCUAACCCAGGAAGAGGAAAUGCAGACCAGAAAAUAGGGAGACAGAGCAGGUGAUAUUGUCUCAAAUUAUGGCGUUGAGAACUUGGAUCGUCUUUUUCUUGGUAAACAAGGAAGAGAUGGUGAUCAUGGAGGUGCAGGUGUGGUGGAGGAAAUGAAAACAGGGAACAGGUUCAGAAAUAUGAAAAGAUCAAGAUGACAUGCAUUGAAGCUGAUGGUGCUCCAAAUAUUACUUUCUGUAAUUGAACAGUAUUGUUCCGAGGAACAGGUCGGAGAAAUUGAGAUAUUUGAUUUUGCGUCUUCAUGGCAAGGCAAACCUCUGUAGGCUUUGAAGGAAAUAAAGAAGAGAAGGGUGGCCUCAUUUCAAAAUUGCAAAAUUAAUAUCGCGUUCAAAUUAUAGCUAUAACUUUGUUGUUCAAAGUAGCCUUGUAAUUCUUCGAGAGAGUCAUUGCAACUGUUUUUUAAAAUAUUUUUUUAUUUAAAAAUACAUUAAAAUAGUAUAUUUUUAUUUAAUUAGUAACACAGUUUGAUAAAAUCAAA
Messenger RNA from Populus trichocarpa (black cottonwood), 4393 nucleotides. RefSeq names its product 5'-3' exoribonuclease 4. The transcript has 23 exons. The coding region runs from base 166 to 3861 and encodes 1231 amino acids. NCBI's taxonomy places the organism in Eukaryota, Viridiplantae, Streptophyta, Magnoliopsida, Malpighiales, Salicaceae. Gene Ontology annotation, molecular function: 5'-3' RNA exonuclease activity; RNA binding. The record is from RefSeq and is a predicted model, not a curated record. Gene Ontology annotation, biological process: nuclear-transcribed mRNA catabolic process. Gene Ontology annotation, cellular component: nucleus.